CCCCUCGUGUCCUUUCCAUUGCGUCUUGCAAGUUAGUCAGUGUGCAUUCAACAGUUCUCUCUCACGACCAGUCGGUGAUAUUGGUCAGUGCCCUCCGAGACGCGCUGUCGACUAGACCACACGCGGUACUUACAUACGUUUCUCUCCCCGAGAGAGAGAGAGAGAGAGAGAGAGAGCCUGAACUUCGUAUCACACAAUAUCUCUCACGCGGAGCAGUGUUCGAAUUUUCUCGCCGAUAAGAACGCCGAUAAGAACAAAACGAUUCGAGGAAACACCUGGUCUAGCGCACAAGAGUUCGUGUAUUAUUUAAUUAAAAAAAACAAUCCGAGUCGCAUCGAUCGUUUUCGAUUUGUCUGAUAGAUUUUAAGCUCAAUUAAACGAGUUACUUCCGCGAGUUUGUUACAAUCGAUUUCAGGGGCUACUUGAGGCUUUUUGCUUUGUGAGUAACUUUGCGAUAAAGUAAACUACGUUGUUAGCGCCGUCGAGGAAGAAACAUUAUAAUUCGACGCUUCGCGAUAACAAAUACGCGCAAUUCGUAUUUGUUUUUUUAAUUUUUUUUUUUUCCAUAAAAGUUACGCUGCAAUCACUGGUUCGUCGUGUGAGAACGGCGCUUUAUCGACAACGUGAAUAACGCGUGUAUUAUAUGAAUCUAUAUGUGCUGAGCGGCUCGUAACAACACGCGCCUCAAGAUAAAUACUCUUGCAACAUUGCGAGACUCAAGUUGACCUCUUUUUUUUCUUCGAUGUAAAUCUAUCUCUUUUUCUCUCUUCUCGUCUUCCUACCGAGAAUUGACUUCGAUAACGCGGCGCUGAUCCCAGCACGAGAGGAAAGAUACGAGGAUUCUCACUGGAUGUUUCAAAUACAUAUCCUUCUCGCGCGAACAGUUUCGUGAAUUUUAUCUCGCGGAUAUUAUUAAAAAAUUCCGUAUCGCGAGAAAAUGUCCCGUCUUCGCGCGAAAUCGGCUCGGAAGGAACAAUGACUCGACGCGCGAAUCGCUCGCGCCGGCAUUGAAAAGCGCCGUUCUUUUCCGGCGCUUUCUGCGUAUCGACCUUGCGGGAAAUGCGCGGCGGAGCGAUCUGGGAACACGACGACGCUUCCUCGGGUCAUCUAUUUAUAAAUGGAGCCUUGCGCUCGUCCGCCCGAGAGAGUUCACCCGAGUUGCUCGCGGCCGAAAGAAACGAGGCGGAAACGUCUCUGUUGACAAUACGAAUUUCUGCCAACGAGGGUUUUUUAUUUUUUCGUGAGAUUCUUCUUUUGUGUUCUUUUAUUUUUUUUUUUUUCCGGGAUACGCGGAAAAUAUACCGUGCCACUCUAUCGCAAAGAAACUCCAAGUUAACUCUUAUACGAUAAUUCGCGAGUCUCAGUUCAAAAAGCAAACGAAAAAAUAGACAUCGGUUCCAUUCCCGUCGUGUUUCUCACAUUCCGCAGAUUAAAAACAAAACAAACAAACAAAAAAAAUUAAUUGGAUUAAAAUCGAGGACGGAGUUUUUCUCUCUCAGGGAUUACACACACUUGUGUGUUUCCAAGAUCGGGUUUUGUUUAUUUCGUAUUAUUGUUUUGUUGCGCACACGCAUGCACACACACGCUUCGCGACGAAGGAAUAAUAAUCAACUUGUUUGUCUUGUUCGCAAUGUUUACGUUUCAACGAAUCCGUGUCAAUCUCAUGCAAAUUACACACGCGUCGAGCUAACUGCGUUGUACACUGCGUGAAAAACUGAUCACCCAUGACGCAGUUCCAAUUUGCUUCCUCGGAAAUACAACUUUUCACCUAUCCGCGCGUUUUUUUUCGCGAGAUUUUUCUUGGUCCGCGAAGUUUCGUGUUUUUUUCGUCAUUUUUUUAACAGUCGGAAUAUUACGAUUGGUUGGAGUCGGAAAUAUAAAGGUUGAUAUUCUCUGAAUAUUAUCCGUGACGCACAAAGAUCGGGAUCGAAUAAUCAGCCCUGAUCGCGAACUCUUUGCCAACACGACGCAAAUAUAUAUACGACGUGUCGAAAAAAUUUGCCGCUUCGUUCGCGGACGAAAACAGGCGGUCGUCGAGCGCCACGUUGCAUUCUAUUAAUAUCUCGUCAUUGCGGGCUUUUUGUACAAUAGACAAGUGUCGAGGGUUACGACGAGCUCUCUCUCUCCUCUCGUUGGUUCAUUGAUCACAUCGUGAGAGAACCGACGCAUCGACGGGAUCGAGCGCGUUUUGAGACUCAGUUCAGAGACCGUUCGGAAGCAGAACGAUCGAAAUAACAUUCGGUGAAGGAACAAGUAACUAAUCGCGAGAAGCAUUAGCCGCGAGUAACAAUUAAUUUAAAAAAAAAAAAAAAAACGCUAUUAAUUUGCUAUUCAUUUAUAAUUAGUCGUCGAACGGUCAUCAUUGUCAGUCGUUUGUUUUUAUGUAUUUUCGUUUCGAAUACGCAAACUCGGGAGUGAAAAAUAGAGAAUUUUUAUUACCGAGUCAAUUAUCUUAAGUGUGUGUAUGUGGGUUGUCGUUUUUAUCUUGUGUAUCUUCGACGAUCGAUUGUUUCAAGUGUUUCUUUCGAACAGCGACGUCGUGCAAACACAAGUGUGAGAAUCGAAAGUUAUAUAAAAACUGACUUGCAAGGACGCGUGUAAUUUUAUUAUUUGCGUAUAAGCGAUUCGUGUUGAACGAAUAACGCACGCAAUUCCCGAGAAAUGGGAAAUGAGAACGAAACUCUCGAGGUGUACAAGCGCAAUUCCGUCACCGAGUGGUUGCAGAAAACCGGACAAGUCGCAGAUUCCUCUGCGGACAAUGGUAGCGAAAGCCCGAUUUUCGGAAUUGCGGAAAGUGGCGGACCUGGCACGGGAAGUGGUGCCACCCUGAGGCUCGCGUCCGAGCUGCCGAACGAGAUUUCCGCACCCUAUGAAGUACCGCAAUUCCCGAUCGAGCAGAUCGAGAAGAAACUUUUGAUCCAACGACAACUGACCGUCAAAGCUGCGAAGGACCUUGAGGAACGUCGCAGUCAUUACGAGCCGUCGCUUCAUCCGGGAGUACCCGAUGACACCGAUCACAGCUUCAAAAUCGAAGAAAAUGACUUCGUACCCCACUUCCAACGAGUCUCCAUUUCCGGAGAGGAUACUUCCGGAGUACCUCUGGAAGACCUUCAAAGAGCCUCGAAAAUGUUGGUGCAAGCGUUGGCGAUACGCGACAAAUACAUGAGCAACUCCAAGCAGAGCUUCCCUUCCAUCACGUCGCGAUUUUUACGUAGCAUCGAUAAGAGACCGUUCACCACGGACGAUGAAGUUCAUCACGACGAUCGUAAAGCUAUCGAAGGGAAAGAGCCGCUGGAUAUUGCGAACGAAAUCAGGGAAGCUCGAUCCGACGCGGACAUCGACGCGCUGAUCAAAGACGUCUCACGGACAGAUCAUCCGGUACACGCGCCCGCGUCCCGGGGCGAUCCGUGGGAGUGCGAAUUUCCGGCGACGAAAAAUUACAGGAUCGCGCCGAUCAACGGCGUGUUCAACGUGUUUGCAAACGACGACGACCUGGCCGCCGGCAAACCGAUUCCGUACUCGUAUCCGGAUCUGGCGACUUUUGUUCAGGACAUGAACCUGUUGUGCGCGAUGAUAGCCGAUGGACCUCUCAAGUCCUUCUGCUAUCGGAGACUGAGCUACCUCUCGUCCAAGUAUCAGUUGCACGUGCUGCUGAACGAGCUCAGAGAACUCGCGAGCCAGAAGGCCGUUCCUCAUAGAGACUUCUACAAUAUUAGAAAGGUCGAUACUCACAUUCAUGCGGCUUCGUGUAUGAAUCAGAAGCAUCUGCUCAGGUUCAUUAAGAAAACAUUGAAGAACCACGCGGACGAAGUGGUGACUUGCUCGAAAAGCGGGGAGACCAUGACAUUACGAGAAGUUUUUCAGUCUAUGAAUCUGACAACCUACGAUUUGAGCGUUGACAUGUUGGACGUACACGCAGACAGAAACACGUUUCACAGAUUUGACAAGUUCAACGCAAAGUACAAUCCGAUCGGUGAAAGUCGGUUGCGCGAGGUCUUCCUGAAGACCGACAACUAUUUGAACGGCAAAUAUUUUGCUAGGAUAAUCAAGGAAGUAGCAAGCGAUCUUGAAGAGUCGAAAUAUCAGAACGCCGAGUUGCGUCUUUCUAUAUACGGUAAGAGUCCGGAAGAGUGGGACAAGUUGGCCAAAUGGGCGAUUCAUGGCGAUGUCUAUUCGGACAACGUACGCUGGCUCAUACAGAUUCCUAGAUUAUACGAUAUUUUCAAGCUCAACAAACUCAUGACGAACUUUCAAGAGAUCAUCAAUAAUAUUUUUCUGCCGCUUUUUGAGGUGACCAACGAUGCGAAUUCUCAUCCAGAGCUGCAUAAAUUUCUUCAAUAUGUGAUAGGUUUUGAUUCCGUAGACGACGAAAGCAAACCGGAAAAUCCUCUCUUUGACAAGGACGUUUCUCCACCCGCGGAAUGGGACGACGUGGAAAAUCCACCGUACGGAUAUUACCAGUACUACACUUACGCAAACAUGACGGUUCUCAAUCACUUUAGAGCAGAGCAAGGCUUGAACACGUUCGUUCUGAGACCUCACUGCGGCGAAGCCGGACCGGUUCAACAUCUCGUGUGCGGAUACAUGAUGGCGGAGAAUAUUUCGCACGGUUUGCUGCUCAGGAAGGUCCCCGUACUUCAGUAUCUGUACUACUUGGCGCAGAUCGGCAUCGCGAUGUCGCCGCUCAGUAACAAUUCGCUUUUCUUGAACUAUCAUCGCAAUCCGCUUCCGGAGUAUCUCGCCAGAGGACUGUGUAUAAGCUUGUCUACCGAUGACCCUCUUCAAUUCCAUUUUACCAAGGAACCAUUGAUGGAAGAAUACAGUAUUGCCGCCCAAGUGUGGAAGCUCAGUUCGUGCGACAUGUGUGAGUUGGCACGUAACUCCGUUCUCAUGAGCGGUUUUCCGCACAAGAGCAAGCAGUACUGGCUGGGACCGAACUACACGAAGGAGGGAGUUGCCGGUAACGAUAUCACGCGAACCAACGUGCCGGAUAUACGGGUGGCCUAUCGAUACGAGACUCUGGUCGACGAACUGUCCAAUAUCUUCAAGGUCGUAGAGAAACCUGAGUCACUUCCAUUUUAAUAAAUUGAUUGUCGAUCGGAAUCGAGCGCGUCACGGCGCUUAUAUUAUUAUAUAUACACGACGGCAAUGGCAUUCGGUUUAUAAACGAAUUACAAUUGUAUUCACGCGACCUACCCUUGCAAUUCUUGGUCUCUCUUGUUAGAUAGAGGGGAAGAGCUGACACGGAUAUCAGUUCCAAUAAAAUUUGGAUCACUCGAAUUACGCUUUAGACAAAGUUUAAUUUCGAGGAUAAAUAAUUUUUGCAAUUAGAGUUUUAGAUUGAUGAUGAGAGGCAAGCGUUGCGUCUAUAUAUAUUUUAUAUAUUUUUUUACAAAGACCUCGACUGCAAGGGCGAGUCAAAAAAUUAAUAUGUACACGUAUGUUGACCAAUUUACUAAUAACUGUUAUAAAAGAUAAUUAAUUUCUUCUUUCAACAUAAUCACGCAUCUAUAAUAAUAUUGUAAUACGAAACUGCGCUAAAAAGUCGAGUAUCACAAUACUUUAGUGUUAAGUAUGGCUUAGAAGAAGAAAUCUAUUGUUUUCUUUUUCAAAUAUCUCGGCUGUGUUCGACAACAGCGAUAUGUAUUUUUUCCUGAGAUUUAGUCUUAUUCUCUUUUUGUACAUUUAUAUUAUGAAAUUGUGUAAUUUCGACAUUUGUUUUUAGUGAGCAUUCAAACAGCGCUGGCUCGUAUGCGGACAAUUUAACUUAUACACAAAUGUAUACACUCACACAUACACACAACUAUGUGCAUAGUUUUUUUUCGUACAUCGUAGAUAGGAAUUUAGUUCAAAUUAUAGAUAAUAAAAACGAAGAAAAAUUUCGUUUUCGUACGACCUCUACAUGCGUGCCAAGCUAUGAUCCGGCGGUGAGAUACGUGUCUCUUAAUUUUAAAGCUAAAUGUUUUUUUUCUGUUUGCAGAGAAAAACAAACUUUUUCGAACAACGAGCCUAAUUAAGCGACGUAUGUUGAUCACUCGAACAUUGUGUAACCUGAUGCUGUAUUUAAAUUGUUGUUAGGUAGAGAAGAAAAAGAAAAUAUAUUUAUUGUAAAAAGUAUAUAUUAUGAAAACAGAAAUAUACUUGCAUCGUUAAAAUUGA
Pseudomyrmex gracilis is the source of this 6159-nucleotide messenger RNA. RefSeq names its product AMP deaminase 2 (gene AMPdeam). Gene Ontology annotation, cellular component: cytosol. Gene Ontology annotation, molecular function: AMP deaminase activity. The transcript is spliced from 13 exons. The coding region runs from base 2662 to 5082 and encodes 806 amino acids. Lineage: Eukaryota; Metazoa; Arthropoda; Insecta; Hymenoptera; Formicidae. The record is from RefSeq and is a predicted model, not a curated record. Gene Ontology annotation, biological process: IMP salvage; AMP metabolic process.